Ceratosolen solmsi marchali is the source of this 893-nucleotide messenger RNA. It is a transcript of the gene Tpx-3, whose product is annotated as thioredoxin peroxidase 3. Gene Ontology annotation, molecular function: thioredoxin peroxidase activity. Gene Ontology annotation, cellular component: cytosol. Gene Ontology annotation, biological process: hydrogen peroxide catabolic process; cellular response to stress; cell redox homeostasis. The transcript has 3 exons. Lineage: Eukaryota; Metazoa; Arthropoda; Insecta; Hymenoptera; Agaonidae. The coding region runs from base 130 to 861 and encodes 243 amino acids. The record is from RefSeq and is a predicted model, not a curated record.
AAUUACUUCAUCUGGUUAACCUUAAGUAAUGAAUAUUGGUAUAACCUUGUGCUUUUCAGAUUUACAUUGCGAGAGUUUUGGUCUAUUAUAAAAAAAUAUUCGUGAUCGUCCGGUAUCCUGAGUAGUAUAAUGUCACGAAUGUUAAUUAAUUUAAUUCCAUGUGCCAAACAAUUGGUUACAGUAACUUCAUCUCCAGUCAUAAGAUGUUUAGGCAAGUUUCAGUUAAAUAAAAAUAUUCGAUGUCUCUCCGACAUUUCAUAUUUAGUUGAUCGACCAAAGAUUGCCAAACCAGCACCCGACUUCUCAGGAACUGCAGUUAUAAAUGGAGAAUUUAAAAAUAUAAAACUGAAAGAUUACCAUGGGAAAUACAUAGUUCUUUUUUUUUAUCCAUUAAAUUUCACUUUUGUUUGCCCAACAGAAUUAAUAGCCUUCAGUGAUAAAAUGGCUGAGUUCAAAAAAUUAAAUACAGAAGUUAUAGGUGUUUCAACCGAUUCUCAUUUUAGUCACUUGGCUUGGACUAAUACACCUAAAAAUGAAGGUGGCUUGGGGGGAGAUUUAGGAUAUCCAUUGCUCAGUGAUUUAAGCAGAAAAAUUUCAGUUGCCUACAAUGUCCUUAUUCCUGAUGAAGGAAUAGCUCUUAGAGGUCUUUUCAUAAUUGACAAAGAUGGAAUUCUACGACAGAUUACUGUAAAUGAUUUACCAGUUGGUAGAAGUGUAGAUGAAAUAUUAAGAUUAGUUAAAGCUUUUCAAUUUGUUGAACAACAUGGAGAAGUUUGCCCAGCAAAUUGGCAACCAGAUUCAAAAACUAUCAUCCCUAAUCCAAAGGACAGUAAAACAUAUUUCAAAUCUGUUAAUAAGUAAUAAAUUCAAAUAAAUUUUAAUAUAAAAUGAUA